Messenger RNA from Galdieria sulphuraria, 1481 nucleotides. Its product is annotated as O-acyl transferase, membrane bound. Gene Ontology annotation, cellular component: endoplasmic reticulum membrane. The coding region runs from base 53 to 1309 and encodes 418 amino acids. NCBI's taxonomy places the organism in Eukaryota, Rhodophyta, Bangiophyceae, Galdieriales, Galdieriaceae. The transcript has 6 exons. The record is from RefSeq and is a predicted model, not a curated record.
UCUUUCCCACACGAAAAGCUCAGACAGACACGUGCUCAGAAGGAUUUGCGAAAUGUUGGUAGAAAAUGAGACAAAGAGUACACACAAGCGAGCUACGUCGUAUAUUGCAAGAGACACGUUAUUAGACCAACUUCGAAACCAACAAAUACCUUGUCAAGAAGCUUUCGAUACGUUGUUUGGAAUUCAGAACCUUCUUUGGCUUAUUGUCGCAUUAGCUUUAUUGCGGAUUCCCGUUCUUCGACUGCUUCGAGGUCAAUCUCCUGUGGAUCUGGGUUUCUUAGAAUGGUCUUUGGAAGGCUAUCGUGGAACACUAAUUAUGUUUGUCUUCAUGAUGUGGAGUUGUUACCUUUUCUAUCUGUUGCAUUGGCUCAACGCAAAGGGUGUCUUACAUGUUCGACUUGCCGACGUGUUGUUUCGUCUCAUGUCUCUUUUAAUGCUUAUAUUACCCUUCAAGUGGAUAUCUUUCAGAGGACUCUCUCCUGUUCCUUCGUUCUUCCUGGUGUUGCAGGCUCACAGUUUCUUUCUCAAGUCAUUCUCUUUCUACUCAGUUAUUGCAAGUGCAGAAGAAGAUGGAACAGCAAAAGAGGAAUUGUUGAAUCUAAGGAACUUUUCUUAUUUUAUUUUGGCGCCGACUUUAGUAUAUCGGACAAAAGGAUAUCCUAAAAGUGACAAAAUAAGGAUAGGCUUCCUUCUAAUGCAGAUUCUUCGUGGUCUGGGUCUCCUUGCUGUUAUUUAUCUUAUCAUAACCGAACAAAUGCUUCCAGUUUUUUAUAAAGCUGGAAAGCUAAGCUUAUUAGAGUCUAUCGUUCUGUUGACAUUACCCGCUGGUAGUCUCUAUUUGGCACUAUUUUUUAUCACCUUUGAGGUUGCACUGAACAUUUUUGCAGAAGUUACCUUCUUCGCAGAUCAUUAUUUUUACGAAGAUUGGUGGAACUCCCUAUCUUACGAUGAGUUUUCACGUAAAUGGAAUAGACCUGUCCACGAAUGGCUUGCUCAACAUGUCUAUAAACGAGCGCGCAUUCGAGGAUUCUCUCGAAUGGGAGGCAUUGCUUACACUACAUUGUUCUCGGCUAUAUUUCAUGAAAUAAUCUUGGCUAUAACUUUUGGCAAGUUUCGUUUAUAUAUGACAAUGAUGAUGAUGUUACAAAUUCCAUUAAUGUUUGGUAUGAAGCUGAUUAUGAGAAAAGAUUCUCUAGUCCGGAAAAGAAUAGUAAAUACCUUCUUCUGGUUUGGCAUGUUUAUAGGUCCUGCCAUUCUUAUCACUUUCAAUGUUUAUGAUUGGUAUAUUCAGUCCUCGGGUUUGAAUUAGUGGAAUAGAUUGUUUUUCUUCGUUAUAGAAAAAGAUAUUAUAUAGAAAUAGCUUUUGUGACCUUUCUAGUUGUUUAUAAGAAAGACUCUGUGUAGUCACAGUAGAUUUGAUUGAUACGAGUUUAUAUCGUGCAAUAAAUAAGAAGUGUUCUAAGAAAAUUGUCUCAAGGGAA